GGAGCGUCCGCGCAACGUCCGCGUGUUUCAGUCGUCGUUGCACUUCGCGAGCGACAGCAUGCACGAUCGAUCCCGGCUUUCAGGAAAGAAAUUCGAGGAGUACAAUGUACACCAGGAGAACGACAUACGUUAUACCAUGCAGUUGUGCCGGUGGGUCCUGAAACCGAUCGGCAUGUGGCACUUGAUCUACGGCCACCCGUCACAGAGCGAGAGACUCAUCUCGAUAGCGUUGAUCGUCACGUGCUUCUCCGCUCUGUGUUUCGUUCUAAUACCUGCCGGACUGUACACUCUGUUCCGCGAGAAAAACAUCAACAUCAAAGUCAAGCUUUUCGGCCCGGUUGGCUUCUGCCUGACCAGCACGAUCAAGUAUUGUUACCUCGGUGCGCGCGCCGCUGCAUUUGGAAAGUGCAUUCGACAUGUUGAAGACGAUUGGCGGGUCAUUCGGCAUCAAGAUCAUCGCGAGAUGAUGCUGAAGAACGCGCUAAUGGGACGUAGGCUUACCACGCUGUGUGUGCUCUUUCUUUACACCGGCGGACUGUCCUACCACACGAUCAUGCCGCUAUCUUCCAGACGCAAGAUCAACGAGAACUAUACGAUCCGACUGCACACCUAUCCCGGUUAUGAUAUAUUUUUCGAUCCCGGAGCCAGCCCCGCCUAUGAGAUUGUGUUCUGCAUCCAUUGCCUGUUUGCGCUGAUCACGUAUAAUGUUACGACGGCGGCGUGCAGUUUAGCGGCGAUCUUUGUGACACAUGCGUGCGGACAGAUACAAAUACUGAUGACGCUGUUAGACGACCUGGUCGAUGGAAAAUGGAGCAACGGCAUGACGGUGAAAAACCGUCUGAAAGUGAUCGCGAGGCACCACGUGCGACUAUUGAGAUUUUCGAACAACGUGGAGGAAGUGCUACGCGAAAUAUGCCUGAUGGAAAUAGUGGCUUCCACCUUGAUCAUAUGCUUGCUCGAGUACUAUUGCUUAACGGAGUGGAAAAACAGUGAUGCUGUGGCGAUCUUGACGUAUUUCAUCUUGUUAAUAUCAUUCACAUUCAAUAUUUUAAUAUUUUGUUAUAUCGGCGAACUCCUCGUGGAACAGUACAGCAAAAUUGGUUUAGCUGUCUAUGGAAUUAAUUGGUAUAAUUUAUCCGGGAAUAAAGCUCUCGGUCUUACGUUGAUCAUCGCGAUGUCUCAUUAUCCGCCUAAACUCACAGCUGGCAAAAUUGUCGAUUUAUCCAUUAACACUUUCGGUGCCGUACUCAAAACAUCAGUAGUAUAUCUAAAUCUACUUCGUACGGUUACGGAAUAGAAUUAUAUUCCAUGUAUC
Pogonomyrmex barbatus (red harvester ant) is the source of this 1315-nucleotide messenger RNA. RefSeq names its product odorant receptor 4-like. Gene Ontology annotation, biological process: sensory perception of smell; detection of chemical stimulus involved in sensory perception of smell. The record is from RefSeq and is a predicted model, not a curated record. Gene Ontology annotation, molecular function: odorant binding; olfactory receptor activity. Lineage: Eukaryota; Metazoa; Arthropoda; Insecta; Hymenoptera; Formicidae. Gene Ontology annotation, cellular component: plasma membrane.